AUGUGUCGCCAACACCCAAAAAAAUCACGAUCACUACACUCAAAGUCACGUUCAGGGUGUGGAACAUGCAAAAUAAGACACAAAAGAUGCGACGAAACGCAUCCUGCUUGCCUCAGAUGUACAAGCACAGGCAGGAAAUGCGAUGGUUAUGCGCCAACUAUCGAUAAGAGGACGCGUGAAUGGCGCAACUUCGAAUCCAGAGGCUCUUUUGAAAAUAAUACCGAAUUUACGUUGUCAAUACGGCAGAGCUUAAAGACCCGGGCGUCGUCGACUUCUGUUCCUCUGCCGUUGAGCAGUGCCUCCCAAGUCAACCACACAUGGAGCGAGUUAUGGCAUCUGGACUUCUACCACAAUUGCAUAGCAGUGCGGCUUUCGCAUUACUUCAAAAACAUAUACUGGUCUGGAUUAAUAUAUCAAAUGUGCCAAAUUGAUCCUGCUAUCCGUCAUGCCGCAAUGGCUAUGAGUGCAUGGCACACGCAGUCAUGGCGAAUUUCGAAGAGCGGGAAAGAUCAGCGAGAUGGCAGCUUAUCUCUCUAUCACUCUUCAAGAGCAAUUGCUUGCCUCCGACACAGUCUUUCUCGUGAACUUUCCUUUUCACAAAGCUCAACCAACGCCCACAAGCAAGUUGUGCUAGUCGCAUGUUUGAUGUUUAUUGUCCUUGCUUUAUUCCAAGGAGACAUCGAUUCGGCUCGCUGUCACCUUGCCUCUGGUUAUAAACUCUUCAAAGAAUGGGAUCCUCGGAAUGACAAAGAUCCCACUGGCUUGGCUCUACGGCAGGCAUUUGGCCAGUUUCAUGUGAAUUUAUUCUUCUGCGCCCACUCCGAGUUAUUUUCCAAGAAUUUCGAAGCAUCCGAUGAGAAGAUUUGGAUACCCUCAGAUACUGCAGUCGACCUGUCAAUGAUGACACCACCUUCAUAUUCGGGUGUCAAUCAGAUGGAUCUUGUCUUAGGAUUCUUGACCGUUGUCACGGGCUUGAUACUGGAUUGCUCAUUCUGCGGGUUUGAUACUGGACCAGCAGCCUCAAUUAAUCGCUACGCGGCUGAGGUUCUGGCCAGAGUUCGGCUCUGUAAAACCCUUCUGACGGCAGUUCUCAUCGAACUUGAUGGUCUCAGUCCAGAGGAUUGUGAUUCACUACGAGUCUUUACCUUGUGGAUCGAAAUUCUCGAGAUCAAAAUCAAAGUCGCCAAAAGCCAAAAGCCAACUGAAAUGGCGUAUGACGAUCACCUGGAGCAAUUCAAGCACAUCACCAAGCUUAUACAUACUCUAUCGGGCUCGAGAUUUGGCGCGAGUGACAUCAACUUUUCUCCGCUGAAUUACAGGUGCUCUGUUCUUCCUGCUCUUUUGUGGACGGCAAUCAAAUGCCGAGACUGGAAGAUCCGUCAGGACAUCUGUUCUAUAUUAGAUGAUGAGCCGGGGCCUGAUUGCUGGACUUCUGCUACAUCUGCUGCGUUGAAGAGGCUCAUCGAUGCGGAGUCGAGUGGAGUAGAGUCAGGGAUGAUUAUUCCUGAAGCUGCUCGCGUCGACCUGGUCAACGUGAAGAUUCGUUUCGAGGAUUCAAAAGUUGAGCUUCGAUAUCGCAGAUCUCAAUACUUAUCAGAUCCCAACAUCGGUAGUGAUGGAUGGGAAAGUGACACAUUGCGCUAUUAG
Molecule: messenger RNA, 1647 nt
Organism: Penicillium olsonii
Lineage: Eukaryota; Fungi; Ascomycota; Eurotiomycetes; Eurotiales; Aspergillaceae
Source: the annotation of a GenBank genome assembly